Anopheles arabiensis is the source of this 1456-nucleotide messenger RNA. Its product is annotated as juvenile hormone epoxide hydrolase 1-like. The transcript has 2 exons. The record is from RefSeq and is a predicted model, not a curated record. Gene Ontology annotation, molecular function: epoxide hydrolase activity. Gene Ontology annotation, biological process: epoxide metabolic process. The coding region runs from base 10 to 1398 and encodes 462 amino acids. NCBI's taxonomy places the organism in Eukaryota, Metazoa, Arthropoda, Insecta, Diptera, Culicidae.
AUAGCAGCGAUGGGGAUAGUAGCACGAAUCGGUCUAAUUCUGCUCGGUAUUUUUAUCGCACUCGGUUACAAGGCGUACGAGCAACUCUCCGUAACGCCACGUCUACCGAACAAUAUAGAGUUUUUUGAAUACUGGGGUCCCGAAGGAGGCGACCCGUACGGGGGCAGUUUGGAGAUCGUUCCGUUUAAUGUUUCCUACCCGCCGGAAGUGAUUGAAAGGUUGCGCAAACAGCUGCACGAUGCACCAUCGCUUACUGCCCCACUGGAGGAAGCCGCUUUCCAGUACGGAUUCAAUAGUGAGCGUUUGAAAGAAAUUGUCCAGUACUGGCGAACGGAUUAUUUGGAUCGCUGGGAUGAGCGGCAAGCGUACUUGAACCGAUUCACGCACUUUAAAACCAAGAUACAAGGUUUGGAUAUUCACUUUAUACGUGAUAAGUUGGAGUCGGUUCGCAAUCCGAAGCGUAUCGUGCCGCUGCUAUUGUUGCACGGUUGGCCCGGGUCGGUUCGGGAGUUCUACGAUAUUAUUCCAAUGCUGAGCAAUCGGACGAGUGAUAAGGAGUAUGUGUUUGAUGUGAUUGUGCCGAGUCUGCCCGGGUACGGUUGGUCUGAGGGUUCCUCGAAACCGGGCCUAAGCACGUCCAAGGUAGCGGUCAUUAUGAAAAAUCUAAUGGCACGCCUAGGGUACAGAAGCUUCUACAUUCAGGGUGGUGACUGGGGGGCGAUCAUUGGGAAUUUGAUGGCCAUUCUUUUCGAGAAAGACAUUUUGGGAGUUCAUCUCAACAUGUGCAUGGGAAGCGGAAGCCCUCUCACCAUGGGAAAAAUGAUCCUCACCAGCUUAGCCCCGAGCUAUUUCAUUGAGAAACAGCACAUCGACUUCUACCAUCCAACGUGGCCAAAGAUUGUGGAGCUUAUUCUGGAGGGAGGCUACCUACACCUGCAAGCUACCAAACCCGAUACCAUCGGUACGGCCCUGCAAAACAAUCCCGUAGGACUGGCGGCUUACAUUCUGGAGAAGUUUUCCACCUGGACCAAUCCAGCCAAUCGCAACCUGCAAGAUGGCGGCCUUGAGCAACACUACUCACUGGACGCGCUGCUGGACAACGUGAUGAUUUACUACCUGACCGACAGCAUCACCACAUCGCAACGACUGUACGCGGAAUCGUUCAGCGCGGACGAGCUUGGCAAGGCGUACGAAAACAUUCCCACCAAUGUCCCGGCCGCGUGUGCCAAAUUUCGGCAUGAGCUGUUCCAGUAUCCCGACUGGAUACUGAAGGAACACUUUACGAAUUUAAUGCAAAGCAAUCACUACAACGAUGGCGGCCACUUUGCCGCCAUGCAACUGCCCGAGGUGCUUUACAAGGAUAUUGUGCAGUUUGUGAAUCGGCUGUAUGUGCGCUAGUGCGCGAACGGAUGUGAUCGGUGGAAUAAAAACAAACCCAAACAAAGCAGUGCCGCUU